Liolophura sinensis is the source of this 885-nucleotide messenger RNA. RefSeq lists its product as uncharacterized. The transcript has a single exon. Gene Ontology annotation, molecular function: DNA-binding transcription factor activity, RNA polymerase II-specific; RNA polymerase II transcription regulatory region sequence-specific DNA binding; protein dimerization activity. The coding region runs from base 1 to 885 and encodes 294 amino acids. Gene Ontology annotation, biological process: developmental process; regulation of transcription by RNA polymerase II. The record is from RefSeq and is a predicted model, not a curated record. Lineage: Eukaryota; Metazoa; Mollusca; Polyplacophora; Chitonida; Chitonidae.
AUGAGCAACGAAGAUAUGUCUAUGGCUCCGGCCGGUUGGUCUAGCGAUGUUUUCACGAACUACGAUGACUUACAGCUAGGCGGUUUCGAUUUGGACCUUGGAUUUCAGGAAGGUAUACCGGAUGUAUUUCACGACACUGUCCCCAACCUAGCAGUGGACUUUCACACGUACCCGCCCUCCCAUGAGUCUGUAGACCUGAUGACUUUGUCGUCAGCUGCAGCCUCAGACCUUUGCGAUAUCAGCCAUUCUCACGCCAGUUCUAUUAGUCCAUUCCAAGACAGCAGCGUUUCCAGCGUACCGAGUUCAUCGUCAAGUCCCGUGCAGUUUGAAUCGUGGCCACUGGACAGCAGUCCUGUCAACGUCUUACCGCAGGGCUACCAACAUCCCCAGUUUUAUGAGACGAACUUCGUAAACGGUAGAAAGCGACGGGCUUGCGACGAACCGUGCCGGUUACCCCAGAUGCCCGGCAAUGUUGCUGUGCAAGCUGUUAACUUUCCCGUCUUUUCUACCGAUGUCGCCAGUAAACCUAAGCGGAAAAGGGUCCAAAACGCACGCCAGAGGAAAGCAGCGAAUGUACGGGAGAGAAAAAGGAUGUUUCACCUCAACGAAGCCUUCGACAGCUUGAAAACCAAAGUACCCACCUUCAACUACGAGAAACGUCUGUCGAGAAUCGAAACGCUUCGGCUGGCGAUGACUUACAUUUCCUUCAUGUCGGACCUACUAGCAGGCAAGAAACCCAGCGAGAUCUCGUUGAAGCCCGACGGCAUGCUCAGCUCUGACAAUUCCUUCACACUGGAAGACUUAGAAAACCUGAAACAAUCUAUUGCAUCUUCGUACAAUUCCGAUGGCACGGAAAGUUCCGAAUGUGGCUCGUCCAGUUCUUGA